AAACUAUUUAUUAGUUGAUAUAUCACUUCAAAUAAAUAACUGAAAAAUGGCCAAAAUUGCUUUAGGAACCAGUCAAGAGGCUGCUCAGCCAGACUGCAUUAGAGCUCUCAUAAUCGAGUUCAUCACCACCUUCCUCUUCGUCUUCGCCGGCGUCGGCUCCGCCAUCGCCGCCGAUAAGCUAGAGGCAGGUGCCCUAGUGGGGUUGCUUGCUGUGGCAGUGGCUCACACGCUCAUAGUGGCUGUGACAAUCUCCGCCGGCCACAUCUCCGGCGGCCACCUUAACCCCGCCGUCACUCUUGGUCUCCUUGUCGGAGGUCACAUCACCGUCGUCCGAUCCAUUCUCUAUUGGAUCAUCCAGUUGUUGGCUUCCACCGCAGCUUGCUACCUUCUGCAUUACCUCACCGGAGGACUUGUUACUCCAAUCCAUUCAUUGGCAACUGGGGUAGGCUACUUACAAGGAAUAAUAUGGGAGAUCAUCCUCACAUUCUCUCUGCUGUUCACGGUCUACGCUACUAUGGUGGACCCUAAGAAGGGAGCUCUUGAUGGGCUUGGCCCAAUGCUAGUUGGGUUUGUCGUUGGAGCCAACAUUCUCGCAGGUGGAGCCUUCUCUGGGGCUUCCAUGAACCCAGCAAGGUCUUUUGGGCCUGCUUUGGUCAGCGGCAACUGGACCGACCAUUGGGUUUACUGGGUUGGGCCUCUCAUCGGUGGUGGGCUUGCUGGAUUCAUCUAUGAAAACUUCUUUAUCGUCAGAACUCAUGUCCGUAUUACCAAUGACGAAGAAGCUUUCUAAUUUAGUCAGUGGGCAAUAAUUGUCUGUGUUUAUGUUUACUAGAAGUAGAAGAUGAUGCUACAAUGUAUGCUAUUGUUAAGGGAAUAAAAAUCAGUUGCUUAUUUUUUUUUC
Molecule: messenger RNA, 901 nt
Organism: Humulus lupulus (European hop)
Lineage: Eukaryota; Viridiplantae; Streptophyta; Magnoliopsida; Rosales; Cannabaceae
Product: aquaporin TIP4-1-like
Exons: 3
Coding region: 47-790 (247 amino acids)
Biological process (GO): transmembrane transport; water transport
Cellular component (GO): membrane
Molecular function (GO): water channel activity
Source: RefSeq, a predicted model, not a curated record